CGGCGCGACUCAUGCAAGUUGAGCCUUCUUAUCGCCGUUGCUCAUCUCGGGGGCGCCGCCGCCUCACAACUCCUUCCAGAUUGGGAGGAGAAUAAAUAACACAUCGUGACGUCACCUGCAAACCGACCAAACAGCCCGCGGUCCGCUCGUCUUCUUCCAAUCAGCAACAUCUUUUCCUGACCUCAACAAACACAAUCAACGCCAACCUUUGAAAGGCAAACAAUUGUCAGGCUUGGACGUAAGAUGUUUUACAAUGCUCUGAUCCGCACCCAUCACAUCACCUCGCGCAAGAAGGUCUCCGCCCUCAAACGGGCAGCCGACAUGCACAAUUGCUUCGUGCUGCUGCGCUCCGGAGGUUGUCCGGGGAUUAUGUAUGUGGAAGCGAGAGACAAAGACGCCGUCGAGUCGUGGGUGAAUGUCGUGCGGAAUUUGAGGUAUAAGGAUUUUCAGCUGGUAACUCGACCGGGGCUGUUGGAGGUUGAGUAUGAACAAAAUAGCGCUAGAGAGCGGACCGACCCCCCCAAGCAGAGGCCUGGCGUCUCUGAAGUUGACUCAGUCAAGGAAUUUGGGGGCCUGAUGGAGCAGCGGGGGGUUUGGAAGUGGUGGAGAAAGGGUAUGGGCUAUCUGAGUUGAUGGUUGCAUGGCGAUCUUUCGAGCGUUGGAAAUUCGGUGUUGGGAAAAAGCAAUCAGAGUCCUCACUGCGACUCGCCUCUGUCGAUGGGCAAGACCGCGCGGAGUCAACGCUACUGAGGUUUAACUGUCGCACCCGGGCUUCUUUGAGGGGCCACUUUUUUCAAACGCCACUG
Messenger RNA from Aspergillus fijiensis CBS 313.89, 806 nucleotides. RefSeq lists its product as uncharacterized. The transcript is spliced from 3 exons. The record is from RefSeq and is a predicted model, not a curated record. NCBI's taxonomy places the organism in Eukaryota, Fungi, Ascomycota, Eurotiomycetes, Eurotiales, Aspergillaceae. The coding region runs from base 244 to 633 and encodes 129 amino acids.